Molecule: messenger RNA, 1103 nt
Organism: Chiloscyllium plagiosum (whitespotted bambooshark)
Lineage: Eukaryota; Metazoa; Chordata; Chondrichthyes; Orectolobiformes; Hemiscylliidae
Product: histone H1-like
Biological process (GO): nucleosome assembly
Cellular component (GO): nucleosome
Molecular function (GO): structural constituent of chromatin; DNA binding
Source: RefSeq, a predicted model, not a curated record
CAGGAGCGAUCGAGCCCGGCUCUUUGGAGAUGCGGAAUUUCAGAGGAAUCGGGGAGUUUCGGCCGUUCGAGAAACACAGAGAGGCAGCAGGAGCAGGGAGCUGACGGCGGGUUGUCCCUGCGCCGUCCGCUCGCUGCCUUGAAGUUGCUCAGUGCCGCCGCCAACAGCUUCAUUGCUGACCCAGUUCAGACUGAUCCAGAAAGAGAUUCAGCGCAGAGUUCUCAACAUGAGCGACAGUGCAGCCGCCGAAACGGCUCCUCCAGCCUCCGCUCCCACCAAAGCCAAGGCUCCCAAGAAGAAGGCAGCGGCUCCCAGGAAAAAAACACCCGGUCCCGGAUUAGGAGAGAUGAUACUGAAGGUUGUCGGGGAUAUCAAGGAUCGCAAAGGGGCGUCUCUGUCCGCUGUAAAGAAGGCGCUGGAUAGAAGCGGAAUCGAUGUGGGAAAGCGAAAGGCACAGAUCAAGAUGAGUAUCAGGAGGUGCCUGACGAACGGCUCCCUUGUUCUGGUCAAGGGCCAUGGCGUCUCCGGCUCCUUCAAACUCCCAAAGAAUCCAGUCAAGGCAAAAGCGGGAAAGAAGGCGGGAACAUCAGCGGCCGCCAAGAAAUCGGCCGUGAAGAAAUCACCGGCCAAAAAGGCGACAGCGAAUAAAUUCCAGGCCAAGAAAGCGACAGCCAAGAAAUCCCCAGCCAAGAAAGCGACAGCCAAGAAAUCCCAGGCUAAGAAAGCGACCGUCAAGAAAUCCCCAGCCAAGAAAGCGAGCGGCAAGAAGACGGCACCGCCAAAGAAAGCGGUGAGCAAAGCAGCGCCAAAGAAACGCACUCCCGUGAAGAAUGUGAAAAAGAUCAAGGGUCCUAAACCCCUCAGCAAACCGGCUAAAAGCAAGGCCAAGCCCAAAGCGAAAGUGACCAAGACAGCAGCAAAGAAAUGAACCAGUCAGUGUAAUAUACACCCAUCUGAACCCAAAGGCUCUUAUCAGAGCCACCCACUUGUCUCAGGGAAGAGCUGAGCCCGGAUCCAAUGUACACGAGAACCCGGACUACAAAUCUUCUCACAAACUUUGUCUUCGGGCUAAUUACAAUCGAGGUAAUUUUAAAAAUAACAGA